AUGCACGCCACGCACCGCCCCACACGCUUGAGGCCUUCUUCUUCCAGACCACUGGCUGCCAAGGUGGUCUUUCUCGCCCUUCUCGGCGUGGCCGUCUUCUCGUUCAGCCGCGGCGGCAGCGGCGGUUGCGGUGGCAAUGCAGGUGGCAGCGGCGCCGCUGCCAACUCGACGGCCAGGCCGCCGCAGCCGCUGCUCAUGCUCAUGUCCUCCCGCUCCGGCAGCAGCCUGAUGACGGAGGCGCUCAACCUGCACCCGCGCAUCCUCUUUGUGACCGAGCUAUUCAACAACGAGACGGACUGGCAUGUGGGGACCACCCCACGGGCGGAGAAGUUUUACCAGGGCCGGUACAGGUCCAUCUAUGAGCGGUACCAGGCCCAGAACGUGGAGUACACCAUGCCCGACAAGGCCUACGACCAGCUGCGGGCGGUGGGCUUCAAGCUGCGCCCGCUGGAAGCGGGCGUGCGGCCCGGCUCCGAGGGCUGGCGCGUGCUGGAGCGGGUGCGCCCCAAGAUCAUCUGCAGCCACCGCAGGAGCCAGGUGAAGGGGUCGCUGUCGCACCUGCGGGCGCUGGAGCUGAAGGUCCGCUGUGGCACGCCGAACGUCAUCCAGCGCAUGAACUGCUCGCUGCCGGCAGACUGGGUCCCCUCGGUAGAUGAGUUCAAGCAGCAGUUAGUUGGACGCAUACACGAGGCCCAACAGUUUAUUGAUCUGUGUCAGCAAGCGGCCGGGAGCUUCCACACGAUGUUCAUCGCGUACGAGGACCUGCUGGCCGACAUGCCUGGCACCAUCGAGCGCAUCCUGAGGUUUGUCGGCAUGCCGGCGGCUGACGCCGAGCCCUUCAUGGCGAAGCUUCGCAGCAACUCGCUGCCCAUUGGGGUGGCAAAAAACACGCCCGACAACCUGGCGGAGCUGCUGCCGCCAGCCAGCCUGCAAGAGCUGCGGUCUGCGACCGAGGAAGCUCCUCUCCUGCGGUUCAUUAAUACUCAAUGCCAGCGUGACGCAAGUGUGAGUAAACGCCGCACAGUGCAGGGCUGUCGCAACGCCGGCAUGCAUGUAGUGCAGCCUCCUGCGGACAAACCGCUUGGCGUCAAGCUGAUGCUCCUCAUACUGCUGAGCGUGGGCGUCUUCUUGUUGAGCCUUGGUAGCGGGGGGCAAGGCGGCGGCGGCGGCGGCGGCGGCGGCAGCGGGGCGCAACCCGAGGCCAAGCAGCAGCCGCAGCCGCUGCUCAUGCUCAUGUCCUCCCGCUCCGGCAGCAGCCUGAUGACGGAGGCGCUCAACCUGCACCCGCGCAUCCUCUUCACCUCAGAGCUUUUCAACGCCAAGGGCGACUGGCUGGGCGCCAAUCCGCGGGCAGCCAAGUAUUUCAGCGGCAACUAUGUCGCUGUGUACGAGCGGUAUCGCAACCAGAGCAUCCAGUACACUGUGCCCGCCAAGGCUUACGACCAGCUGCAAGCGGUGGGCUUCAAGCUGCGCCCCCUGGAAGCGGGCGUGCUGCCCGGCUCGGCAGGGUGGCGGGCGCUGGAGCGGGUGCGCCCCAAGAUCAUCUGCAGCCACCGCAGGAGCCAGGUGAAGGGCACGCUGUCGCACCUGCGGGCGCUGGAGCUGACAACGCGCUGCGGCACGCCAAACGUCAUCCAGCGCGUCAAAUGCUCGCUGCCGGCCAACUGGGUCCCCUCGCCAGACGGCUUCAAGGAGCUGCUGGUGCUGCGCAUGGCCGAGGCCCAGCAGUUUAUCGAUCUGUGCCAGCAAGCAGCGGAGAGCUUCCACACGCUGUUCGUCGCGUACGAGGACCUGCUGGCGGACCGGGCCGGCACCAUCGAGCGCAUCCUGAGGUUUGUCGGCAUGCCGGCGGCCGACGCCGAGCCCUUCAUGGCGAAGCUCCGCAGCAACUCGCUGCCCAUCGGCAUUGAGAAAAACACGCCCGAUGACCUGGCGGAGCUGCUGGCACCAGGCAGCCUGCGGGAGCUGCGGGCAGCGGCGGAGCAGGUGUACGCCAGCGAGGCGGCCACGCUGUUCUUAUAGCGCCCCCAGCAGUGUAUGUUAUCGUGCCCUGGCCCCGCUGCUGCCGUGCACGCGUGGGCAGCGGCAGGCGCGCGCUUCCUCACGAUUUGGUGCGGUUUGCUCAUGCCGCUUGCCUAGCUGUAAUUGUAACUAAAAACGGAUUGGC
This is a messenger RNA of Chlorella variabilis, 2167 nucleotides long. RefSeq lists its product as hypothetical. The coding region runs from base 1 to 2022 and encodes 673 amino acids. The record is from RefSeq and is a predicted model, not a curated record. NCBI's taxonomy places the organism in Eukaryota, Viridiplantae, Chlorophyta, Trebouxiophyceae, Chlorellales, Chlorellaceae. The transcript is spliced from 3 exons.